AUGAACAGCAACCACGAAGAGACGUUUGUUGGUGCCAUCGACCAGGGGACAACUAGCUCCCGCUUCCUGAUAUUCAAUCCUUCCGGGGAGCUGGUUGCUUCGCACCAGGUGGAGUUCACACAGUACUUCCCGAACUCUGGCUGGCACGAGCACGACCCUCUGGAGAUUGUCUCCAGCGUCGAAUUCUGCAUUGAAGAAGCCGUCAAGGCCUUCGAGUCCCAAGGCUAUAACCGCUCGCAGAUCAGAGCGGUCGGCAUUACGAACCAGCGCGAGACGACUGUGGUGUGGGAUCGGGAGACGGGCAAACCGCUCUACAAUGCUAUCGUCUGGACCGACACGCGCGCCCAGGCGCUAGCCCGUGAGCUCAAGGCACGGCCUGGGUCAGACAAGCUUCAGCAAAUCUGUGGACUGCCACUGUCCACGUACCCCAGUUCGGCAAAGCUGUUGUGGAUGCUGGACAAUGUUCCCGACGUCAAGGCUGCAUACGACGAGGGGAAGUUGACGUUCGGUACUGUGGAUACCUGGCUGGUGUACCAGCUGAACGGAGGGCCUGCCAGUAAUGUUUUCGUGACCGAUGCCACUAAUGCGUCGCGGACCAUGUUCAUGAACAUCUCAACCCUGCGUUAUGAUGAUGCGUUGCUGGACUUCUUCCAGCUGAACAGGGCCAAGGUGCACCUGCCAAAGAUUGUCGACAGCAUCGAUGCCAAGGCAUAUGGCCACUUGGCGUCCGGGGCCUUGAAGGGCCUCGUCAUUGCAGGCUGUCUGGGAGACCAGUCGGCUGCACUGGUCGGCCAGAAGGGAUUCUCGCCAGGCCUCGCCAAGAACACUUAUGGAACAGGCUGCUUCCUAUUGUACAACGUGGGCGACAAGCCUGUGAUCUCCAAGCAUGGACUUCUGGCCACGGUCGCGUACGUCUUCGACGGUAAGCCCGUCUACGCCUUGGAGGGCAGCAUCGCAGUGGCAGGAUCCGGGAUCAAGUUCCUCCAGAACAACCUCAACCUCUUCAACGAAGCUCCGGAGAUCAAUGAUCUCGCGACUUCGGUGGAGGACAAUGGAGGGGUCGUCUUCGUCACGGCCUUCAGCGGUCUUUUUGCGCCGUACUGGAUCGAUGACGCGAAGGGCACAAUGUUUGGCAUUACGCUCAACACGAAGAAGGGCCACAUCGCUCGCGCUACACUGGAAGCAACCUGCUACCAAACAAAGGCCAUCCUUGACGCCAUGCAGCUCGACAGCGGCCAUGCUCUUGCCGAGUUGGCUGUUGACGGGGGCAUGUCAAACUCGGAUCUUUGCAUGCAAACCCAAGCCGACACCAUCGGCAUUCCGGUAUACCGGCCAAAGAUGCGCGAGACCACGGCACUCGGGGCGGCGAUUGCAGCUGGCCUGGCGACAGGCGUCUGGCGCAGCUUCGCCGAACUGCGCGACGUCAAUCGGGCCGGCGGUACCGUGUUCGAGCCGUCAACCUCGGCGGCCGAUCGGAAUGCGAAGUUCGCGGCCUGGACGAAGGCGGUCGAGAAAUGCAGAGGCUGGGUCGACGUGUCGGGCAAGGCCAAGGGCGAGGUGCCGCCGCCGCCGCCGGGCAGUGGCAGGCUGGAGGCGCCGAAGUUCCGGCAGCGCGUCGACUCGGCAGUGAGCGACGGCAACCUGGAUCUGGACGGCAUGGACGCGGAGGACUUGCAGAUGGAGCUGCGCAAGAUUGAGAUUCUGCAGAGCCUCAAGAGACUGCGCAGCACGCGGCGCAGCCAGCUGUAG
Diplodia corticola is the source of this 1749-nucleotide messenger RNA. Its product is annotated as glycerol kinase. Bases 1 to 1749 code for a protein of 582 amino acids. Gene Ontology annotation, cellular component: mitochondrion. The transcript has 4 exons. Gene Ontology annotation, molecular function: glycerol kinase activity. The record is from RefSeq and is a predicted model, not a curated record. Gene Ontology annotation, biological process: triglyceride metabolic process; glycerol metabolic process; glycerol-3-phosphate biosynthetic process. NCBI's taxonomy places the organism in Eukaryota, Fungi, Ascomycota, Dothideomycetes, Botryosphaeriales, Botryosphaeriaceae.